AUGCCAAGCUCUCUCCCUCAGGAGCUGAUGCCAAGCAAGGGGUACCACUCAUCACGCAUAGAAACCACAGUCAGGGCUCUUCUCUGCAAGAAGAGAGAUUUACUGAAAGUCUACUGGGCUAGAAAGAAGGCUCAGUGGGUAAAGCGUGUGACAUACAAACCUGACAGCCUGAGUUAUGGGGAUAAAACUCUUGGGCUCAUUGCUCAGGCACAUUUACAUAGAAUUCUAGCAGGCAGUUCUCUCCAGAGCAGGCCUGGUUACCUGCCACAUGGAUCUGGCCAGAGUUCUGAAGCUGGUACAGGGGCCUUCCUCUGCCCCUUCACAGAUGUAGUCAACAAUCUUAAAUUGCGAAAUCCAUCGGAUAGAAAAGUGUGUUUCAAGUGAAGGACUACAGCACCUCGCCGGUACUGUGUGCGGCCCAACAGUGGAAUUAUUGACCCAGGGUCAAUUGUGACUGUUUCAGUAAUGCUACAGCCCUUUGAUUAUGAUCCAAAUGAAAAGAGUAAACAUAAGUUCAUGGUACAGACAAUUUUUGCUCCACCAAAUAUUUCAGAUAUGGAAGCUGUGUGGAAAGAGGCAAAACCUGAUGAAUUAAUGGAUUCUAAAUUGAGAUGUGUAUUUGAAAUGCCGAAUGAAAAUGAUAAACUGGGUAAAACUCCGCCAGGGAUUGCUUCAACUGUCACUUCAGUGUGCAGCAUCAGCAGUACAGUUUCUACACCUGCCAGUUAUCACAUGAAGAAUGAUCCCAGGGAACUAAAAGAGAAUGAUAUGGAACCUAGCAAAGCUGUUCCACUGAAUGCAUCCAAACAAGAUGGACCCCUGCCAAAACCACAUAGUGUUUCACUCAAUGACACGGAAACAAGGAAACUGAUGGAAGAGUGUAAGAGGCUUCAGGGAGAGAUGAUGAAGCUGUCAGAAGAAAACCGACACCUGAGAGAUGAAGGUUUACGGCUUAGAAAGGUAGCACAUUCGGAUAAACCGGGAUCCACCUCAGCUGCAUCCUUCAGAGAUAACGUCACCAGUCCUCUUCCUUCUCUUCUGGUUGUAAUUGCAGCCAUUUUCAUUGGAUUCUUUCUAGGGAAAUUCAUCUUGUAGAGUGAAGCAUGCAGAGUGCUAUUUCUUUUUUUUCUCUCGACCAGAAAAAGAUUUGUUUACCUACCAUUUCAUUGGUAGUAUGGCCCGCGGUGACCAUUUUUUGUGUGUACAGCGUCAUAUAGGCUUUGCCUUUAAUGAUCUCUUACGGUUAGAAAACACAAUAAAAACAAACUGUUCGGCUACUGGACAAAUUGUAUAUUAUCAGAUCAUCACUAGCAGAUGUCAGUUGCACAUUCAGUUCUUUAUGAAAUUCAUAAAUAAAGAAUUGUUCUUUCUUUGUGGUUUUAAUAAGAGUUCAAGAAUUGUUCAGUCUUGUAAAUGUUAUUUUAAUAAUCCCUUUAAAUUUUAUCUGUUGCUGUUACCUCUUGAAAUAUGAUUUAUUUAGAUUGCUAAUCUCACUCAUUCAGGAAAUGCCAAGAGGUUUUCUGUGGGGAAAUGGUGCCUCUUACUGUGUAAAUUUUCUCCUUUACCUUUGCUAAUAUCAUGGCAGAAUUUUUCUUACCCCUUGUGAGGCAGUUUGUUGACUGAGUUUUUCAUCCUUACAAUCCUGUCCCAUGGUAUUUAACAUAAAAAAAAUAAAACUGUUAACAGAUUCUUGCUCGGA
This is a messenger RNA of Arvicola amphibius (Eurasian water vole), 1699 nucleotides long. RefSeq names its product VAMP associated protein A (gene Vapa). Gene Ontology annotation, molecular function: FFAT motif binding. Gene Ontology annotation, biological process: neuron projection development. The record is from RefSeq and is a predicted model, not a curated record. NCBI's taxonomy places the organism in Eukaryota, Metazoa, Chordata, Mammalia, Rodentia, Cricetidae. Gene Ontology annotation, cellular component: plasma membrane; endoplasmic reticulum membrane.